This is a messenger RNA of Penicillium cataractarum, 258 nucleotides long. RefSeq lists its product as uncharacterized. Lineage: Eukaryota; Fungi; Ascomycota; Eurotiomycetes; Eurotiales; Aspergillaceae. The record is from RefSeq and is a predicted model, not a curated record. Gene Ontology annotation, molecular function: protein dimerization activity. Bases 1 to 258 code for a protein of 85 amino acids. The transcript has 2 exons.
AUGAUAACCCUUCCGAGCCCUCCUAGUCCUAAGAGAAAUAAACUGGCCCUAUAUUUAACGAUGAGCUUACACAUUAUCUUAAUAGUGAAUCCUUGUGACUUCUGGCGGGAGCAUGAGCAUCAAUAUCCUACCCUUGUAAGCAUAGUACGCGAUAUAUUUACUAUCCCUGCUAGCGGUGCUGGAGUUGAGCGUCUCUUUAACUCUGCUCGUGACGUGUGCCACUAUCGACGGGGUCGUCUUAAUGAGACCGCUAUAUAA